Molecule: messenger RNA, 3584 nt
Organism: Anopheles coluzzii
Lineage: Eukaryota; Metazoa; Arthropoda; Insecta; Diptera; Culicidae
Gene: nebu
Product: zinc carboxypeptidase
Exons: 3
Coding region: 1726-3285 (519 amino acids)
Biological process (GO): transmembrane transport; carbohydrate transport; proteolysis
Cellular component (GO): membrane
Molecular function (GO): zinc ion binding; sugar transmembrane transporter activity; metallocarboxypeptidase activity
Source: RefSeq, a predicted model, not a curated record
AACUGUUACAGUCAGUCAGAAACAUAUCAAAUAAAUAAUUCGUAGGAUAAAAUUACCCCCUCCUGGCAAAAUUAAACGAAUAUUAAUGAUAUUUUGGCAGGCAAUUACGAGAUUCGACUUACACAGAAAAUCGAGAUACGCGGUAUUUGCGGCCGUUUUUGGUCCCCAUUAGCCGUGUCUCUCAGGGACCACCUGUACUACAGGCGUUUCUAGUUAUUUGACGCGUGUUCGUAUGACACAUUCGUAUGGCUGUGUGUCGUUCGUAAUAAUAAAAAAACCGUUGAAAAAUAUUUAGCAUUGUUGGUAAAUCGAUUAUGAUAUUGCAUUGUGUUGCAUUAUCGUUACAUCGUUAAGCCUCCGUUUUUGGGCCGUUUUUUUUGCUUUGCCAAUCGUUUUUCGUCGCAAUAAAGGCGACCACGAGAGCGCGUGUCGUUUCAUGCCCUGUGUGCCCAUGCAAUCGCUAACCUGUUGCUAUUAACGGUAACGUCCAGCAAGUGAUAAACGUUUCCCAACCAUUAUCGGGGAAAGGGGUGUGAGGAUGUUUUCCUGUUUUUCAUUUCAAGGCCUUAACACCGUGUUACUGAAUUUAAAGGUUACCGAAAUCAGCUGUCGAUGAAGUUGAGCGCGGAGCUUGGCGGAACAAUUUCAUAUCACUUUUUUUGUUAGCUACAUCAGUGAGCACAUUUGCGUGUGCAAAUGUGUAAAUAAAGAGUUGUGGAAACCACUGAUAUUUCAACCCACAGCUCGCCAAAAUAUUUGAUAGGUGUAAAACAUCCGUACCAAAAACCAAGGAAAACAAAACGCAUUGUUAUUAUUUCCGUCUGGCGUUACCAUUUCUUCCUCGUCUUCCUCGAGCACAGCAACGUUUCAAGUAGAGUUAGCAGUUGGUUUUUGGGAUUUUGUUAGGUCAACAAAUUGCAUCGAGCUGCUUUUUAGCAUUUUGUUCAACACUUUACAACCACCGCGUGGUUGAGAAGCAGCGCUAAGCUUUAAAAAGAUCAUAGCUAUAAGCUUUACUUUGCUUGAGAAACAGAAAACGUAUAUCGAUUUUAAACCCCUGCUGCGAUUGCCUUGUUUAUGUGCUGCACUACGCAGCAGGCAAUGUGCACGUGCUUUAAUGCGCAGUCCUUUGCCGGAAAGUUUCGAAAAUCAUUAGCCCCGAAAUUAUUCAGAAUGAUUGGUUCAUUCAUUUAAGGUAAUUAAGCAUUAUGGAUGGAUGAUUCUAGCUAAUAUGAAACGUAAAAAAAACGACUUCGAAAGAGGAGCAAAUAACGCGCGUAAUGCCCGAAAAUUGCUUUUAACGGAGUAAUUGUACGUUCACAUUGCGCGUUGUGUAAAAUAAUUACACCAAUAGACUGUAAUAAUCGACGCGGUGGGCUCUUGGAAAAUAUGCGAGUAUCGUUAGAGAUAAUGUAAAUAUUCUUCUUAUUUACUAGAUCGGUCGGUUGUUUUUCUUGUAAUUUUCACCUGAAAGGGAACAUGUAAACAUAUGAUAAAUGCCAUGCUUUACAACUAGUAAAGAGUCACCCUGUGUUAUUUUACCAACAACAAGCUCCGCCAACUGGCUGUCAAACUUCCAAACAAAGAGCAAACUGUAAACAAAGGGGCGUACGAGUGGUUACAAGACUAACAGUGAUGUCGAUGGGAAUGGUUAUUGCGAGGCCGGAUUGCACUACCCGAUACGGAUAAUUUAAUUUAAAUAAAGCAGCACCGCAUUGCUACACCAUGGCGGCGCAGGACGAGAGGGAGCCCCUCAUUACACCCGCACUGCCGGCGAACCGAUCCGGCUAUGGCACGGUUGAAGAUGCACGUGACGCAAUGUCCAAGUUCGUGGUAAACAACGUGGCCGGCGAGUCUGGCCGCAAGCUGCCACAGUACAUUGCCGGACUGGCGGCGUCCGGCGGUGCACUGGCGGCCGGCACAUUUCUCGGCUGGACGGCCCCGACCGACAAACCGCUCACGGUCGAGGGCGAGUACGGGUUCCCGGUGUCGGACGAGCAGUUCUCGUGGGUCGGUUCGAUCUCGAACCUGGGUGCGGCCCUGAUGUGCUUCCCGAUCGGCUACAUGAUGAAGCUGAUCGGGCGCAAAUGGUCCAUGCUGGCGAUGGUGCUGCCGCUCGUGCUCGGCUGGCUGCUGAUCAUCUUUGCGGAGAACGUGGCAAUGCUGAUGGUCGGCCGGUUCUUCCUCGGCGUCGGGGGCGGUGCGUUCUGCGUGGCGGCACCGACGUACACGGCGGAGAUAGCGCAGCCGUCGAUUCGCGGUACGCUCGGCACGUUCUUUCAGCUGAUGGUGACGGUUGGCAUACUGUUCGUGUACGCGGUGGGCGCCGGCGUCGACGUGCAGGUGCUGAGCAUUAUCUGCGGCGUGAUUCCGCUCGUGUUCGGUGCGAUCUUUUUCUUCAUGCCCGAAAGCCCGUACUAUUUCGUGGAAAAGGGACGGUACAGUGAAGCGGCCAGCUCGCUGAAAUGGCUCCGGGGCGCCCAGUACGACGAGAAUGCGGAGAUCGAAGACCUGAAGCAGGCGGAUGAGAAGGUAAAGGCGGAAGCGAUCCCGAUGCUGGUGGCCUUCCGGCAGAAGGCGACCGUGCGCGCCCUGGCCAUCUCGCUCGGGUUGAUGUUUUUCCAGCAGCUUUCCGGCAUCAACGCGGUCAUUUUCUACAACUCGGCCAUCUUCGCCAGCGCUAACGGGGGCAAGGAGAUGAGCUCGGCGUCGAUCAUCGUCGGCGGCAUCCAGGUGGUGGCGACGCUGCUCGCCUCCGUCGUGGUGGAUAAGGUCGGCCGGCGCAUCCUGCUGCUCGUGUCCGACCUGAUGAUGGCGGUGUCGACCAUACUGCUCGCGGUGUACUUCCAGCUCAAGCAGGACGACCCGGCCAAGGUGGACGACCUUAGCUGGCUGGCCGUGCUGGCGGUCUGCCUGUUCAUUGCCAUGUUCUCGAUCGGGUACGGCCCGGUGCCGUGGCUGAUGGUGGGCGAGCUGUUCGCGAACAAUGUGAAAGCGUUCGCCAGCCCGGUGGCGGGCGUGUUCAACUGGCUGCUCGCCUUCCUCGUGACGAAGGUGUUCACCAACCUGAAGGACGCGAUGGGCGAGGCGGGCGUAUUUUGGCUGUUCUCCGGCAUCUCGCUGCUCGGUACGGUGUUUGUGUUUUUGGUCGUGCCGGAAACGAAGGGCAAAUCGUUGAACGACAUCCAGCGGUUACUGGCGGGCGAGAAGCUGAACGCCGACGAACCGGCCGGACUGCCCGAGCCGAGGGACGAGCGGGAUGAGCGACCGGCGCAGGUGGCAUGAGCAUGAGGGACCGGGGCUAGUAGUGGUUACAUAUUCCGUAAGGUUUAGUUCUUUUUUUAUAUUUUGAGUGUGUAUAAUCGUCGUGUUCCAUCGAUGUGAUAUGUAGAACAAAAAGGGAUGGGAGAUCAUAACGGCCACCUUUGGUCGGGGCGAACCUGAACAUAGGCAACGCCAAAGUGGGGGAAACGUAGGAGUAGGAGCGACUGAUUCGAGGCAGCAUUGAAUGGAAAAUAGCUUAAAUCACUAGACAAGUAUGGGUAAUGACGACAUUUUAAAUUAAACAAUAGUACAAGAUACGA